Messenger RNA from Magnolia sinica, 1817 nucleotides. RefSeq names its product RGG repeats nuclear RNA binding protein A-like. The transcript has 6 exons. Gene Ontology annotation, molecular function: RNA binding. The coding region runs from base 191 to 1474 and encodes 427 amino acids. NCBI's taxonomy places the organism in Eukaryota, Viridiplantae, Streptophyta, Magnoliopsida, Magnoliales, Magnoliaceae. The record is from RefSeq and is a predicted model, not a curated record. Gene Ontology annotation, cellular component: cytoplasm; nucleus.
GUUCGAUCAGAGAGAGAGAGAGAGAGAGGAAGGGAGCAAGAGAGGGUAGAGCAGAGAAUCAAAGAAAGGUGAAACUUCCGAAGAGGGAGAGGAAGAUGGAGGAUUCUGGUAAAAGAAGAGCUAGAGUUAGGGUUUGAAGAGCGAGCCGGGUUAUACAGAGAAUCAAAGCCCUCGAGUUUGCAGGAUUUCCAUGUCUCGGCAGGUGAACCCCUUCGCCCUCCUGGGCGACGACGACGACGGCGAUGACGUGGCGACGCUCCUCGCCAGCGUCGUCGCCAAGGCCCCGGCGCCGACGGAGAAGAAGAGCCAGCAGCCGCAGAAGAGCCAGCAACCCCCAGCGGGCCCUGCGAAGUUGCCUUCGAAGCCUCUUCCUCCCGUUGAAUCCGUGAGAGCGGAGAGAGGUAGAGGAAGAGGAGGACGAGGUCGAGGCAUGGGCCGUGCUGGACAAGGUGACAAUGAUGCUGGGCAGUUUGGAAAUGAGCGUGCUAAUGGUUAUCAAAGGAAUUACGGUGCUGAUUAUGAUGGAAAUGCUGUUGAUGACACCUGGCGUGGGCGAGGAAGGGGAAGGGGAAGAGGCCGUGGCCGUGGCCAAGGCCAAGGUUUUAGGGAAGACAGUGGGUUUGGGAGUGAGAAUCAAGAUCAUGGUCAGAACGGAAACCAAGGGCAGGGUGAUGGAGGAUGGGAUGAGGGAACUGAGAACUAUGGAAAUGGGAAUCGCUCGUUCAAAAACGAAAGCCUGAAUUCAGGUGAAGGAAGGGGCUAUGAAAACCGUGGGUUUAGAGGAGGCAGGGGCCGCAAUUCUGGGGGCCGCGAUGGGCGGUAUGGCAGGGGAGAAGAACACAAUGAAUCUGAAAAGAAAGAAGAAGUUGGUGACUGGAAGGAGCAGACUGGAAACAACGGUAGCGGCACUGGAUGGGAUGUUUCGGAGACUAUUGAAGUUCCAAAGGACGGAGAGCCUGAUCAAGCAAAGCCCGAACAAGCAGUUCAAGAUGUUUCUGACAAAAAGGUAGAAGAAGAAGAAAAGGAAAUGACCCUUGAUGAAUAUGAGAAGCUGCUGUCUGAGAAGAGGAAGGCUUUGGAAGUUCUGAAAAGUGAGGAGAGGAAAGUUGCCCUUGACAAGGAUUUUGAGUUGAUGCAACUUGUUGAAAAAAAGAAAGAGGACAACCUUUCUGUUAAAUUGAAGUCUGAAAAGGACAAGCUUAAGAAGAAGGAUAGCCUUGAAAAGGAAGAGAAAGUUCGUAAGUCUGUGAGCAUAAACGAAUUUCUGAAGCCGGCGGAGGGCGAUAAGUACACGGGGCCUACAACUGCUCGGGGCCGUGGUGGGCGUGGCCGUGGUCGUGGAGAGCGUGGUGGUGGCGGAUUCAGGGGAGGCUUUUCGGGGCGGCCCAGCACUGAGGCUGAUCAUGCCGCUCCUGCACCUUGCAUUGAGGAUCCUGGCCAGUUCCCGCACUUGGGUGGAGCAUUGAAGGCAUGAUUUUUGUUAGUAUGGUAAUUAAUCAGUAUCUGAACAUUUUCUACUAGCAGAUAUGAAUUUGACUUAAAAAAAGAACUUUUUUUUUUUUUUUUUGUACUUCUGAAGCUAGUGGCUUUUUUUUUCCUAUUAAAUUAUUAUAGUUAUAUAAUCAUAGUGUCUGAAAUCUGCUUCUUUUUUUUUUCCAUUGCCCCUGUUGCUACAUUCUGUUCUUCCUCCCUUGCAUGAGCUUGCCAAUGCAUCACAUGUUUCCUGCAUUGGUCAGGAUUGGUGAUCCAAGAAAUUGGCAGGUCCAAGUAUAAGGUGGGCUUGUUCAUUCCAAAAUGAAAGGAUGUUGUCCCCCGGA